This is a messenger RNA of Glarea lozoyensis ATCC 20868, 2055 nucleotides long. RefSeq lists its product as uncharacterized. The transcript is spliced from 2 exons. The record is from RefSeq and is a predicted model, not a curated record. Lineage: Eukaryota; Fungi; Ascomycota; Leotiomycetes; Helotiales; Helotiaceae. Bases 1 to 2055 code for a protein of 684 amino acids.
AUGACGAAGUUGGUGCGAAAAGAUGAAGCAACUCGAAUCGUAAGACAAUUUAGCUGGGAUGCCGUCGAGGAACUACCUGAAAACCCAUGUAUUCAAGCCGUAAACUCGUUCGAGCAAGAAACAACAGCAAUCGAGCGAGCCGAAGCGAACAAGGUGCAAGAGUGGCAAAAAUGGCUUCGUUUUGACGGGGUAGAGCCCGACGACGAGUACGUGGAACUGGAAAAGGAAUGCAAGAAUAUGGCAGAAGUAUGGGAAGACUUCAAAUCACGCUUGCCUGAAUCAGACCGACAUUUGGACGCCUAUUCUGGACUUCCAAAUCUCUCUGCUGUUAGGAAAUCAGUAUCAAUUGCAAGUGCUGAAUGGGAAGGUAAAAAAGAGAAAGGGUUUGGCAAAGCAAAGCACAAUUUUACGAGCUUUUGUGAGCGACUCGAUGCUCAUUCUCAACUUUUCAAGAUCUUUCCCGAGGGCGACAAAUACACUUCGUUGUUUACGGGUGUUUUAUCAUCCAUCGUUCUAGUUUCUGUCCGUCAUAACGAGAUCGCUGAAGGCUUUUCCCUUGCUUUGGCGCAGAUAAGUUCAGACUUGAAAUUCUCGCAGCGUCAAAACCAGAUUUUCACAAACCCCAACAUGAAACGCCUGGUUAUGUUGCUUUAUAUUAAGUACUUUCAAUUUUUGUGUCAUGCCAUGAAGUGGUACUCAUCAUCCAAAAUGCGGUUCCGAAAGGCUUUCAACCAGAAAUUUUACGACGACGAGGUCGCGAAGAAAGUUGACAAGAUUAAGAGUAUUGUGCAGGAAAUUGUUCAGGAAGCGAGAUUAGAAACCCAGCAAACGGUUGUUGCCACGCUGGAAACUAGUACCGCCAUGUACGAUUAUGUGCAAAACGUACCGACGAGAGCGGACAUGCAGAUGCUGGGCGAGCAGUUAUCGAGGCGAAUGGGAGGAAUGGAAAGGAAUUUUCAAGUUGCGGAUGAGAAUAAAAACAUGGUGGAGAGAGAAUUGUUGGAAAAGGUUGAUUAUAUUUAUACGAUGUUGGGAGCCUUCGCCAAACAGAGUUUGGUGGCUAGUGGUGAAAGUCAUUUGAUUGAAAGAGAGCAGGAAAUGAUGGCACUUCCUUGGAGAAAAUCACCAUCCCCAGCCGCACUGGGCGAUAACCCCAUCAUGCGCAUCAAAGAGGCAAUAUCUCAUGAUAGCCUACGACCUGGAAGCAGCGAACUUAUAGGCAGCACAGGUGAGACCGGCUCCAUGCAAGAGGUAUUGAUCGCUGAUUCGAAAGAACAUCCAAAAUACACCCGUCGCCAACUAGAGCUAGACUCACGCCUACUUCAAAAAUACAUCAAUGCAUCAGGAAUAAGCGCAGGUUUUACGGAUAAUGGCAUAUCAAACCUUCAUGUAGCAGGAGAAAUCGUCACUCGACUACAAGCAUGGAUAUCCGGCGCAACCUCCCAGACACUGUGGGUCAUAGGCUUGACAUCUUUUCCAGCCGAAACAACGAAUGCAGCAUCUUACAUCGUAACAAUCGCAACCAAAGGCAACAUUCCUUGCGUCUCAUACUUCUGCAAAUUCGAAAAAAACGAGUUCUUAAAGAGAGAGGAUUCGAACGGCGUAAAAGUGGAUGGUCUCAUAUCCCUGCUUUAUUCACUGAUACGACAACUGAUUAUGCUUACACCGCCUACAAUAGAUGAACCGUAUGACUGUUAUGCUGACCUUCCGUUACUCGAUGGUUCAGAAAAAAGCAUACCGCAAGCACUCAAGCUCAUCAAACUUCUAAUGACUCAAGUUCCUCGGUUGUUACUUUUGGUGCUCGACGGCCUGCAAAUACUAGAUCAAGGGAGCACCACCUCAUAUAUUAGCCAGCUUGUUGAUAUUCUGCAAGGGAAUGAAGAUGGACGAGUGAGAAAGGUCUUGUUCACUACAAGCGGAAUAUUUAUGAGUGGGAUGAAAGUGAAAUUCAAGGAUCGCUUGGAUUGUGAGACACUUCCUCGGAAGCUGCCAGGGAAGAGUCGGCCGGGAGUGAGAUCUCUGGGUGUGAUUCAUACUCCACCUGGAAGGGACUGA